GUGCAGCGGGCGGCUGUAGGGUUACCUACAGACUGCUCGUGACUGUCAGGCUUGAUCUGGCUUCCGUACGCAGUUUCGAAACACUUUUACUCUCGAGAAAUAAUGUGCCUGUUAGAAGAAAACACAGACAUAUUUUUCUGCGUUUUGAAAAUGCGAGGAAGGCUUUUCAUGACUUCGUACAGGCUACACGUGCACCACAACUAAAAGCUCUUCAGCAGUUUCCAGGGAUAGCUUGCAAUGGACCAAGACUCGCACUGCACAGCAGAAAGGGAACUGUUGGAAGCUGUAAGCAGGAUUACUACAUUUUCUACUGCAAGUCCAUCUGAUGAAGAACUAAAUCAACCCAAAGCUGAAAUUUCAUGUCAAGUGAGAAAAGAAAACCCAGAAAAAGAUGACCUGCAAGAUUCCAACGCAUCCCUAAGUCCCAACUCUUCGAUGACCACUAAGGAGCUUCAGGAAUACUGGAGGAAUGAAAAACGCCAGUGCAGACAAGUCAAACUCCUUUUUGAAAUCCCAUCAACCAGAGUUGUAGAGCACCACUUAUCAAAAUAUGUGAUGUAUAAAAUCAUCAUUUUGCAAACAGGGAGUUUUGACAGCAACAAGUCUGUAAUUGAACGGCGUUAUUCAGAUUUUGAAAAACUGCACAGAAAUCUGCUGGAGGAGUUUAGUGAAGAAAUGGAAGAUGUGACCUUUCCCAAAAAAACUCUAACAGGGAACUUCACAGAAGAAAUAAUCAAUGAGAGAAAAUUAGCCUUCAAGGACUACCUGAGACUUCUAUAUUCUAUGAAAUAUAUCCGAAGAUCAAAAAAAUUUAUUGACUUUUUAACAAGGCCGGAGCUUCAGGAAGCAUAUGGCUGCCUGCGGGGUGGCCAAUACACCAAAGCUUUGGAAAUCCUUUUAGAAGUCAUUGGUCUGCAGGAAAGGCUGACGAGAGGCAACCCUGUCUCAAUUGUCCCUACUCUCUGUGCUAUCGUGGUGUGCCACAAGGACCUGGAAAACCCUGCAAGUGCUUUUGAAUAUGGAGAAAAAGCUCUAUCAUGCCUUUGUGUGCAUACCAGCCACAGGUAUUAUACUCCAUUGCUAGAAACAAUGAUCAGUUUGGCAUAUGAACUUGGCAAGGAUUUUCUGUCUUUGCAAGAAAAACUGGAAGAAUGGAAGGCAAAAAAAGAUCCUGUACGGGUUUUUACCUUGAAAGAACUUGCAGUUCGGGAGUAUGUACAAUGAACACAGGAAACAACUUCAUUAAAGAGAAAAGCUGUCAGCUCCUUUUCCCAAAGACAAGCUCUUGAAAGAGUAAGAACUGGAAAUUACCUAUUUGGCUAACAUAACUUUAUAUUAACAGAAAAAAAUUAAGUAUCUUCCAUGUUCGAAAGGGACAUUAACAUUUAUGUUGGAAAAUAUUAUAUUUGCUCUACAGAUAUGAGGAGUACCUAAGCUUAUUAAGGUUUUUGGAAGGAAAUUUGCAACAAAAAAUUAUUUAUGAUUUGCUUACUUUGAACAUAGCCUAUUUUGUGUGAAAAGUCAGAAUAGGAAAAUACAAUGAAUAAAGCACUUAAGAAUCUGCAGAAUCAGAGGCAUUGCUGGUUCAUGUGGGAACUACUUCCUUUCGAGAAGAGAAAUAUCUUCCCAGUCAAUGCAAUCUAAAGGAUGCAUCUUCAGUCACUGAAUGUAGUUUUUUACUCCUCCAGCUGAAGCCUGGUCAAACAGUGCUUUGCCAUUUCUGAGAAUGACAGGAUUGGUCCUGUUCCCGCUGAAGUCAGCUGCUGUGGGCAGGAGGACCUGGGCAGAAGGUUUACAAUCUGCUUUGGUGGGAGCAAAAAAUACAAGUGAUGAUCAUUCCAUCAGAGAUGAGGGAAUAUGCUUCAUUUCCCUUUUGUAGCUGCUACAGUUCUAUGACUUGCAUUGAAGGCACAUUCUUGUUUGGGGUGAUCUUUAAGUACAGCUCUGACUGGGGUAGAAAAUUCAUACCAUGUGCACUAUAUACAUAAUGGAAAGGAACCACAGAAGGGUGCUGUUGGGGAGAACAUCUGGUUAAUAUAAUGCUAGCAUUUAAUUCUGAUUAUCAAGCUGUGAGACACAUGGUUAACAGACAGUCUGUGUUAAGCAUGUGCUUCCCUGUUGCCUUUCAGAGGUUUAUGUAAAUUGGGCAUUGCCUUAGUUUUACAGCCUGGUACACAACACAAAUAUCUUCUUGGUGGCACUGCAAUAUUAUAGUUGAUUCUUUCAGGGAUCCAACCCACAUAUACAAAUACUAAACUUUUCUUGGCCCUAACACUCCUGUGAAAGCUUCCUAAGAGCUGAAAAAGUCUCUAUUUACCUGCUUCUGUAAUUUCCCUCAACUCUAUUCUCCCAUACACUUAUUUUAAUAAUCUGGUAAAUUAAUUCUCAUAAAUAUUGUAAUUAACAUGUUAUGCUAGCAUUGGUCAUUGUUCUCCGCUGAACAUAGUCCACCAAGUACCUUCAGGCCUGUACUCCAGGUACAGAUUCUACAUGCACCAUAAUGACACUGUCUAUAAAUUAGGAAUAACUGUAUUAACUUACCUCCCAGACACAUAAAAGAAUAAGCUAAUUGAAAGUGCACUGAACCUGAAAAACAUCGCUGUGCAUUGUUACAAGAAGGAUGGCUUGGAAAAAAUACAGAAUAAUAGGAGUGUCUAGGGUGUAAAGUUAAUAUUUUAAGUAGCUAUUAACAGCUAGGCAUUAAACACAAAAUAUGUGGAUUUUUGUUAUUUGACAAUUAUUAUUUUUUCUAGUUAUACCAGAAGUAAGAGAAUUAAGAGUAAUUAAUUAAGAGAGUUAAGAACUAAUCUUCCCACAACUUACCAUAUUGCAGGACAGUGAAAAUGGAUCAAAGGUAACACCUUCUUAGAGGAUCAUGUCUGAAUCGGUAACAAAGUGGUGAAGAAGAAAGCAUGUCUGGGGUCUGCAUCACACUCAGGUGACUUGAACUUAACGCAGAAAGGAAGCGUGGCCAUCACACUGCUAUAUCUCCACAGCAGUUUGUGGUGAAAGACCAAAAGGAUAGGGAAAAAUAAUUUCCCCCCUUUGACCCCUCCCAUCAUUGUGUGCAUUGUCCCAGGCACAGCUGCCUUGGAUUCUCCUCAGGUUCCUAUGGGACUGUACCUGAGUAGCUAAUUGUGUCCACAGACCCCUCAUCUUACAGCUGACUACAAGAUUAGAGGGUCCACAAGUACUUGCUGUCCAGCAAGGAUGAGUAGCAGAAAAGCAGCACAUCGGAGAGAUCUUACUUAACCUUUACUUGUAGUAAUGCUACAACUUUCCGUUUCUGAAGGAUUAACUAAUCCAAAGCUAACCAAUUUUUGUUGGCAUGGCAGUGCACAUUAGGAAUAUGAGGAGGUGCAAUUUGGCCAAGAGAAAAAUGUACAUAAUUCUAAAGGCACUAAAAUAAACAGUGCCAAACCCCCCCACUGUUUUGUUGGUGUAAGCCAAUUUUUUUCUGAGAAUGCUUUUCAUA
Molecule: messenger RNA, 3475 nt
Organism: Haliaeetus leucocephalus (bald eagle)
Lineage: Eukaryota; Metazoa; Chordata; Aves; Accipitriformes; Accipitridae
Gene: SNX20
Product: sorting nexin 20
Exons: 5
Coding region: 238-1224 (328 amino acids)
Biological process (GO): protein transport
Cellular component (GO): early endosome membrane
Molecular function (GO): phosphatidylinositol phosphate binding
Source: RefSeq, a predicted model, not a curated record